AUGCCCGGCUCCAUGUCCCUCUUCUCCGUUAAUGCCGUCCUCCUAAUGUCGGCCGACGACGGCUCUCGCAUCUUCGCCAAAUACUACUCUCCGCCUCACCCCCCGGCCGGUGCUGCCCCCAAUUCCACCGAUUACCCCGGCGCAAACCCCUAUCCCACGGUCAAAGAACAGAAGGCCUUCGAACAGGGUCUCCUCGAGAAGACAAACAAGCAGACUAGCGAUGUGAUCCUAUACGACAACCGGAUCGUCGUCUUCAAGAUGGAGAGCGAUGUCAUGCUCUACGUUGUCGGGAGUGCUGAUGAGAACGAAGUUCUGCUUUAUAAUGUCGUGUUGUCAUUGAGGGAUGCUUUGGGUAUCUUGUUCAAGGGUGCUACUGACAAGCGCACGAUUGUCGAGAACUAUGAUCUUGUUGCUUUGGCUAUCGAUGAGAUCAUUGAUGAUGGUAUUAUUCUCGAGACGGACCCUGUUCUUAUCUCCUCGCGUGUGAGCCGUGCCCCUCAGGCCGAUGCGCCGAAUCUGAAGAGUAUCGAUCUGUCCGAACAAGGUCUGCUCAAUGCCUGGGAGCUUGGAAAGAGGCGCUUGGCCGAGGGCUUGCGGCAGAUGUAG
Messenger RNA from Aspergillus oryzae RIB40, 606 nucleotides. RefSeq names its product coatomer subunit zeta. Gene Ontology annotation, biological process: retrograde vesicle-mediated transport, Golgi to endoplasmic reticulum; intracellular protein transport; intra-Golgi vesicle-mediated transport. Lineage: Eukaryota; Fungi; Ascomycota; Eurotiomycetes; Eurotiales; Aspergillaceae. Gene Ontology annotation, cellular component: COPI vesicle coat. The record is from RefSeq and is a predicted model, not a curated record. Bases 1 to 606 code for a protein of 201 amino acids. The transcript is spliced from 2 exons.